GGUGGGGCGGGGCCUGGGCUGUCACCUGGCAAGGAGGAGGAAGCAGCCGGCAGCGUGCGGUGUGAGGGGCGGGACCGGGUGGCCUGCCGAGGGUCAGCAGAGGUAGACCGGGCCAUGCGGGUGGGCCGGGGUGCGGGGCCGCCGGGUCACAUGGGGGUGGCCGUCACUGUGUUGCUGCUGCUGCUGCUGAGCGGCGUGGGACCGGCGCGCGGCUCCGAGGACAUCGUGGUGGGCUGCGGGGGCUUCGUCAAGUCGGACGUGGAGAUCAACUACUCGCUCAUCGAGAUAAAGCUGUACACCAAGCAUGGGACUUUGAAAUACCAGACAGACUGUGCCCCUAACAAUGGCUACUUUAUGAUUCCCUUGUAUGAUAAGGGGGAUUUCAUUCUGAAGAUUGAGCCUCCCCUAGGGUGGAGUUUUGAGCCGACGAACGUAGAGCUGUAUGUGGAUGGCGUGAGCGAUAUCUGCACCAAGGGUGGGGACAUCAACUUCGUGUUCACAGGCUUCUCUGUGAAUGGAAAGGUCCUCAGCAAAGGGCAGCCCCUGGGCCCCGCAGGAGUUCAGGUGUCCCUCAGGAGCACUGGCACUGAAGCAAAGAUCCAGUCCACAGUCACGCAGCCAGGCGGAAAGUUUGCAUUUUUUAAAGUCCUUCCUGGUGACUAUGAAAUCCUCGCGACUCAUCCGACCUGGGCCUUGAAAGAGGCGAGCACCACGGUGCGUGUAACCAACUCCAAUGCCAAUGCUGCUGGUCCCCUCAUAGUUGCUGGCUACAACGUGUCUGGCUCUGUGCGGAGUGAUGGGGAACCCAUGAAAGGAGUGAAGUUUCUUCUCUUUUCUUCUUUAGUGACCAAAGAGGAUGUCCUGGGCUGCAAUGUGUCGCCAGUACCAGGGUUCCAGCCCCAAGAUGAGAGCCUGGUGUAUCUGUGCUAUGCAGUUUCCGAAGAGGACGGAUUCUUCUCCUUCCACUCCCUGCCGAGCGGGGCCUACACGGUGGUUCCGUUCUACAGAGGUGAGAGGAUCACCUUCGACGUGGCGCCUUCCAGACUUGACUUCACUGUGGAACAUGACAGCCUGAGGAUUGAGCCCGUGUUCCACGUCAUGGGAUUCUCUGUCACUGGGAGGGUCUUGAAUGGACCUGAAGGAGAAGGUGUCCCGGAGGCCGUGGUCACUCUGAACAAUCAGAUCAAAGUCAAAACCAAAGCUGACGGCUCUUUCCGCCUAGAGAACAUAGCAACAGGGACAUAUACCAUCCAUGCUCAGAAAGAGCAUCUCUACUUUGAAACAGUCACCAUCAAAAUCGCACCUAACACCCCACAGCUGGCUGACAUCAUUGCCACAGGGUUCAGCGUCUGCGGUCAGAUAUCAAUUACGCGCAUUCCUGACACCGUCAAGCAGAUGACUAAAUACAAAGUGGUCCUGUUGUCUCAGGACAAGGACAAGUCUCUGGUCACCGUGGAGACGGAUGCUCAUGGAUCAUUUUGCUUUAAAGCAAAACCAGGGGCCUACAAAGUCCAGGUGGUGGUGCCCGAGGUUGAGACCAGAGCAGGGCUGAUGCUGAAGCCCCAGACGUUUCCUGUCACUGUGACCGACAGGCCCGUGAUGGAUGUGGCCUUUGUGCAGUUUUUGGCAUCUGUUUCUGGGAAAGUCUCUUGUUUGGACACCUGUGGUGACCUGCUGGUGACGCUGCAGUCACUGAGCCGCCAGGGCGAGAAGCGGAGCCUCCAGCUCUCCGGCAAAGUCAACUCCAUGACUUUUACGUUUGACAACGUGCUGCCCGGAAAAUAUAAAACCAGCAUCAUGCAUGAGGACUGGUGCUGGAAGAACAAGAGCCUGGAGGUGGAGGUUCUGGAUGAUGAUGUGUCCAUGGUAGAGUUUCGGCAGACAGGCUAUAUGCUGAGAUGUUCCCUUUCUCAUGCCAUCACUCUGGAGUUUUAUCAGGAUGGAAAUGGACCUGGGAACGUGGGAAUUUACAACCUCUCCAAAGGAGUCAACCGCUUCUGCCUAUCCAAGCCCGGUGUAUACAAAGUGACCCCUCGCUCCUGCCACCGGUUUGAGCAAGCCUUCUAUACCUAUGACACGUCUUCACCCAGUAUCUUGACAUUGACAGCCAUUCGCCACCAUGUCCUCGGAACUAUCACCACUGACAAGAUGAUGGAUGUCACCGUAACUAUCAAGUCUUCUGUUGACAGUGAGCCUGCCUUGGUCUUGGGCCCCCUGAAGUCUGCGCAGGAGUUGCGGAGGGAGCAGCAGCUGGCAGAGAUAGAGACCCGCAGGCAGGAGAGGGAGAAGAAUGGCAAAGAAGAGGGUGAGGAAGGCAGGACCAAACCCCCUGGGCAAGAGAUGGUUGAUGAGUUACAAGGUCCCUUCUCCUAUGACUUCUCUUAUUGGGCCCGGUCUGGAGAGAAAAUCACGGUUACACCUUCAUCCAAAGAGCUGCUCUUCUACCCCCCUUCCAUGGAAGCCACCAUCAGCGGAGAAAGCUGCCCAGGGAAACUGAUUGAGAUACAUGGGAAGGCAGGCCUGUUCCUGGAAGGCCAGAUCCACCCAGAGCUGGAAGGAGUGGAGAUCAUCAUCAGUGAGAAGGGGGCGAGCUCACCUCUGAUAACAGUCUUUACUGAUGACAAAGGGGCCUACAGUGUGGGGCCUCUGCACAGUGACCUGGAAUACACGGUGACCUCACAGAAGGAGGGCUAUGUGCUGACUGCAGUGGAGGGAACUGUAGGGGACUUCAAGGCUUAUGCCUUGGCUGGCGUCAGCUUCGAGAUAAAAGCUGAAGAUGACCAGCCUCUCCCGGGGGUCCUCUUAUCCCUCAGUGGUGGUGUGUUUCGCUCCAACCUCUUGACACAGGACAAUGGCAUUCUGACAUUCUCAAACCUGAGCCCUGGCCAGUACUACUUCAAGCCCAUGAUGAAGGAGUUCCGUUUUGAGCCAUCCUCACAGAUGAUAGAGGUGCAGGAGGGACAGAGUCUGAGGAUCACCAUCACCGGGUACCGGACGGCCUAUAGUUGCUAUGGUACAGUGUCUUCUUUAAAUGGAGAACCAGAGCAGGGGGUUGCGGUGGAAGCCGUGGGACAGAAGGACUGCAGCAUCUAUGGAGAAGACACUGUGACUGAUGAAGAGGGGAAGUUCAGGCUUCGUGGACUGCUGCCCGGUUGUGUGUACCACGUGCAGCUCAAGGCAGAAGGCAAUGACCACAUUGAGCGGGCACUGCCCCACCAUCGAGUCAUCGAGGUCGGAAACAAUGACAUUGAUGAUGUCAACAUCAUCGUCUUCAGGCAGAUUAACCAGUUUGAUUUGAGUGGGAAUGUGAUCACUUCCUCUGAGUAUCUUCCUACGUUGUGGGUGAAGCUGUACAAGACCGAGAACCUUGACAACCCCAUCCAGACGGUGUCUCUUGGCCAGUCCCUCUUCUUCCACUUCCCGCCGCUGCUCAGAGAUGGAGAGAACUACGUCGUGCUUCUGGACUCCACACUGCCCAGGUCUCAGUAUGAGUACAUCCUGCCCCAGGUCUCCUUCACCGCUGCGGGCUACCAUAAGCACAUCACCUUGAUCUUCAGUCCCACGAGGAAGCUGCCGGAGCAGGACAUCGCUCAAGGCUCGUACAUCGCCCUGCCACUGACGCUGCUGGUCCUGUUGGCUGGUUACAACCAUGAUAAGCUCAUUCCCUUGCUGCUGCAGUUGACAAGUCGGCUGCAGGGUGUCCGAGCCCUUGGCCAGGCAGCCUCUGACAACAGUGGCCCAGAGGACGCAAAGAGACAGGCCAAGAAACAGAAGACCAGACGCACAUGAGGAGGGGGAGAGCAGCUGUAGUCUCACUGGGACGGGCCACAGUGGAGCCACCACUCACCCGGAGAAACAGGCACGUGGCGACUCACCACAGUUGUGCCAUGGCCUUUGCCCUCUUGUGGCGUGGCGGCCUGUACUGCCCCCCUCGUGUGGCCCCAUGGUGCAAUGCAAUGAAUGGACCCUCCUGUCAUUCUGCUGAACACACUUUAUUUUCUGAGUUGAAGAUAAUUUAUUAUUAUUAUUUUUGUCAGAGAAGUAUUUAAGCCGUUGUGGUGGUAUGAGAAUGUAAUUCUUAGUCUUUGUAUUUGUUUGUGAGAGUAGUUCUGGUCAGCGUGGCCUUAGCUCUGUAGUGAAGGGCCUUCUGAUUCUCUUGUCUCGUGAACUUCCCACACACUUGAGAGGGCUGCUGGGACUGCAGCAGUCUUGCCCACUGCUAGAAAAAUCCGUUAGGAGGUAAAAUCAAUAAAGUCACCCAUUCAUUUGUGUUGUAGCUCGACUCAGGUGACACUGAUGGGAUGCUGGGGUCACAUGGGAGAUUCACACGGAGCAGGUGGAGCCCUGAGCAAAGUGGGUGGGGCAAGGAGCACAGGCAGAGCCACGGUGACACACAGCCAUGGGGACACAGGGACUGUGAGGAUGAUGCAAAUGGAAAGCACAGGCCCCAGGCACAGGAAGCCUGUCACUCGGCUCAGACUUGCUUUCUCAGCAGGAGAAUGUGUUCUGUUCCUAGAGAAGCCAGAAAGACAAAGCCUUAUGUGAAAUCGCCCGGGUUUGAAGUGUUGAUGAUGUUGUUUCUAAAACUACUACACACUGUUGGCCACACAGAACACACGUGCAGAAUGGUCAAUCUUGUAGGUCACCGGUUUUUAGAAGAUGCACAGUACCCCUCAGGAGCUGUGCUUGUCCUGGAGGAAGAAGCCCAGGUAGCUAGGGGGAAGGUCAUGCAGAUACCAAGUGUCAGGUAGCCGCCUUGGGAUAUGGAGGGCAGAGGAUGGGGCUGUGUUGGCAUUGUGGCUAGUAGCAUCCAGGAGUUGGGCUUGCGGUAAGAGCAAGCUAAUGCCUGCAUAUGGGAAGGCACAAAUGGGCCUGCGGUGUCUGCCUCCUCAGUGCAUGGCCCAUCACUGGGUAGGGGACACGUCAGAAGCAGACAGUGGCCUCUGGUUGGCAGAAACUUGGGCUGUGAGGGCUCAGCAGAGUUCAGGUCCUGCCUGGGGCAGAUGAGAGAAUGUAAUUCUUAGUCUUCUGGAUGGGAUGCUGAGCUGAGCCUGCAGAGACAGAGAGACAACAAGGCGGAGGGUCUUUGUGCCACCCCAACACAGAGGCUCAGUUUGCAGGAUCCCUGGCUUUCUCGUGGGUUUGCAUUGUUGCUGCUCGGGAAGGUGCUGUGCCAUCUGGGAUGGGCAGAGACAUAAUCCAUACCUCUGAGUGUGUCUAACUCUUAUUCCAAGUGGACACCCAGAAACAUCACUUUUAAAUGUUAAUGAUGCUUUUUAUUGAUGCGGUGUAAAGGUUAAGAGCUUGUGAAAGACAACCAAA
This is a messenger RNA of Castor canadensis (American beaver), 5322 nucleotides long. Its product is annotated as BOS complex subunit NOMO1. Gene Ontology annotation, molecular function: carbohydrate binding. Lineage: Eukaryota; Metazoa; Chordata; Mammalia; Rodentia; Castoridae. Gene Ontology annotation, cellular component: endoplasmic reticulum membrane. The record is from RefSeq and is a predicted model, not a curated record.